UCCUCUUCACCCUAUCAAAUUGCAUUAUUUCAUUAAUUUACUUUUUUCACGAAAACUUAAAGUCUGAAUUUCGAAAAUCCAAACUCUCCAAAUACUCACCAAUUCAGACAAAAAGAUUUCGAAAAAAAGUUAUAAAAAAAAAAAAGAAAAAAAAAAAGAAAAAAAAAAGAAAAAGCUUUUAUUUUUCUUAUUCCCCUUUAUCUAUAUCCUCUUUCUUACCCUAUCUUUUUGUUAUUCGUCUAUUCUCUGCAAAACUAAACUUCGCCCAUAAAGUGCAAAUGCCAUACUCAAGGGUUUAAGGGGUUUUUGUUCUAUGAAGAUGACUAUGGUUGGACAUUGUGGUUAUUUGGAUGGAAUUCCAACUGGUCCUGUUGUUGAUGAAGAUUUUGAUGAUAUACUCAAUUUCUUGGAUUUUCCCUUGGAAAGUUUGGAAGAAGAUGGACAAGGUGUAGAAUGGGAUGCUAGUGAGUCCAAGUUUCUUGGACCGAUUCCGACGGAUGCUCUUAUGGCUUUCCCGCCCGUGCCUCAAGGCAACAUUGGUAACAGUCGGGUGAAGGCAGAGCCAAAUUCCAAUCAUCCUAUCAAAGUUACUGAAGGCCAGGGAAGUGGUAUUUUCCAGACGCAAAGCCCGGUUUCAGUUCUUGAAAGCAGCAACUCCUGCUCUGGUGGAAAGAGCAUAUCCAUCAAACAUGACAUUGCCAUUCCCGUACGUCCACGCUCCAAGCGUCCGCGAUCUUCAGCUCUUAAUCCAUGGAUUUUGAUGCCUCCCAUAUCUGCUACAAGAUUUGCAUCCAAGAAGACUUGUGAUGCUAGAAAGGGUAAAGAGAAGAAGAGAAAGAUGUCACUGCUAUCAGUGCCACAGAUAGCAGAUGUUACCAAGAAGAAGACAACCUCCACGCAACAGUCUAGUUUCAAAAAAUGCACACAUUGUCAAGUCACGAAGACACCUCAGUGGAGAGAGGGACCAUUGGGACCAAAGACAUUAUGCAAUGCCUGUGGAGUUCGCUAUCGGUCAGGGCGUCUAUUCCCAGAGUACCGACCUGCUGCUAGUCCUACAUUUGUUCCAACUUUGCACUCAAACUCUCACAGGAAAGUCGUAGAGAUGAGAAAAAAAGCUCUGUAUGGAGAAACAUCUGCACUCGAGGAACCUCACAGUGUGAUCGUAGAGGGCCCUCCAAUGUCACCGGCGCCAGAGUUUGUUCCAAUGAGUAGCUAUUUGUUUGAUGUAUACUGAAGAGAUGAUUAUACUUUUAGUUAGGAGCUUAAUUUUAGUUUAUUGUUUUAUUUUCGAUGGGGUCAUGGGUGGUUCUGCUGGUAUGGUGGCUACUCGCGUUAUGUGUCGAUGUACAAAUGUUGAAUCUUAGGUGUCUAGAUUAGAUAAUUGAUUGGAGGUCAGAAGGAAAAGCUUUGAAUCAAUGUUUGAUAAAGCAGUUCCUCUUAUGUAAAAACUGAACUAGAUAUAGUAGAUGGCUAGGUUUCAUUUUUACCCCCUUUAUUUGGCCUUCAAUAUAUUUUUAUUAGUCUUAGUGUCAA
Molecule: messenger RNA, 1533 nt
Organism: Nicotiana tabacum (common tobacco)
Lineage: Eukaryota; Viridiplantae; Streptophyta; Magnoliopsida; Solanales; Solanaceae
Product: GATA transcription factor 11
Biological process (GO): cell differentiation; regulation of DNA-templated transcription
Cellular component (GO): nucleus
Molecular function (GO): zinc ion binding; sequence-specific DNA binding
Source: RefSeq, a predicted model, not a curated record